AAUAGCCCCAGCAAAAAAAAAUUGAUGAAGAUACUUUAAGAUAAAAAGAAGGUUCCGAUCUGGAGCAAUAAUUGGGGGCUGCAAGUGAUACAUUUACCGCGAGUAGGAAAAUAUCAUAGCGCGAUGUAAGGACAAAAAUCAAAGGAUCUAGUCGGGAAUUUCUUUAUUCCAGCAUCAUGUGAUAUUUCAUUGGAAUUAUUAGUAUAUUAUUAUUUUAAUUAGUAGCACCAGGAAUACGUCACACAUAAAAUAUAUUUUCAACAUGAAAAUAUUUAUCUUUACAUUUAUGUCCCCGAUGAAUGAAGUUGCGUUUUAAUUGGGAAUGUGAAAUGCCAGGAAUCGGGACAGUAUGUCAGUGAAAUUUUUUAUAAUAUUCGGUUUAUUAAGUUUGACCCAGGUUCAUGUGUCAACAUGUGAUACUCCGUUUCCCCCUGAAAGUCAAUAUAAAAACCGGACACCGGAGUUCCAAUCACAGUCCGGGAACAGUUCCCUUAUUCUGUUCGGAAUUCGGAUAAAUAGAUUGUGGACUCGGCCCCAAAAGCUCCCUUCCCGUCCAGAGUUGGUCCUGGAUGCAUAUCCCGCGAGAAUUCACGAGAAUUCUCCUCCAAACACCCUCGUUCUAACCAUAACCGGAUAUGACAACGCCACGGGCCAGCCCCUGGAGAAGCUAUCCAUGGAAGACAACCAGAAUACAAGGUACUUCAAGAUCACCCCCACCGGUACCCUCAAAUGGUACCUCUCGACACGAAAGAUAAUGGACAAGCCGGAAAACUACACCUUCCAGUUCCGGAUUUUAGGAUCGUAUGGCGGAAUCGUCCGAGACACGGAAGUCAAGAUCAUCGUAUCCUCGGAGAAUCUGUAUGCGCCCUAUUUCUCUAUGAGGCUUUAUAAAUUCGUGGCUCUCCGGGAUUCCUUGGACCACGACCUAAAUACACUAGGCGCUGUGUCUGCCACGGACAUGGACCUGAAAGGUUACAACGCCAUCUUCCGAUACUUUAUCUUUGAGCCGGAAGCAUCCAAGUAUUUUAAGAUUGACCCGGAGAACGGACAAAUUGGAAUAAUAUCGAACUUUCCUGAUAAUAUGACGUCUAUAGCGUUCAACGUGACGGCGAUCGACUCGGGAUCUCCCAUCAAGUCCUCCAGUUCUCAAGUCUACGUAGAAAUCACGGAUCUAGCACCGCCGGAAAUAUUUUGUGUGUCGGUGGAGGGUACGACUGCUAGAAUCUGCUGGAAGGACAAUACCAAUGGUUCUGUGGUGGACCAUUACCAGCUACAGUUCGCCAUCAAUGGCCAAAACGUGACCAGCCAUCCGGUGGGAAUUGUGGGUAAAAGAGACGAAGUGUGUACCCAGGUCCGAGCCGGGAAGUUGCAGGCGGGAAACCGCUUGAAAUUUACGAUCAAAGUCUUCAAUAAGACUCAUUGGAGUCCAGAGAGCGUGGAGCGCUUUGUUAACAUCACCAAAAACGGAUUGUAUGGAGAUUGUCCAAAGUUUAGUAAUUGCAGUGUAUUUCAACCGUGUCAGAAUAAUGGUCUGUGUCAAACAGAACCCGAUCUUUCUUACAAAUGCGACUGCGCAGCCGGAUGGGCUGGUCAAAACUGCACGGAAGUAGAUAGGUGUACCACGAACCCGUGCUUAAAUAACGCUAAAUGUGAAUUUGUAUCUAAUUAUAACUUCCGCUGUAACUGUCCAGAUGAUUACUACGGGAAUUUGUGUCAAUAUCAUGAUAAAUGUACUUCAAGUCCAUGUUUGAAUAACGGGACUUGUUUUAAACAAUUAAAUGGAAGUUAUCAUUGCGAAUGUUCCGAACACUAUACAGGAGUGUUCUGUGAAAGCGAGGUCAUAUGUUCGCCUAACCCCUGUGAAAAUGGCGGCACUUGUACUUCCGUUUCCAGAAAGGCUUCCUGCAAAUGUCCGGAUGAAUAUCUAGGGUCAAUGUGCAAUAUACAAAAUGUCUGCAAAUCCAAUAAUCCGUGUGAAAAUGGCCAAUGUAGCAUGUAUUCAGACGGAAGCUACAGUUGUACGUGUGACGAGGGCUUCACUGGAAUGAACUGCUCAGAAAUUGAUGUCUGUCAUCACAAUCUUUGUGAAAAUAAUUCAACAUGUGUUAGAAACGGGAGUACAGUCAAGUGUUUGUGUGCGGAGGGAUAUUACGGGGAACUGUGUAGCUUCUACGACAGCUGCAGGGACCAGCCAUGUGAAAAUGGCGGAACAUGUCAGUCACUUCCGGACGGGAGCUUCCAGUGUUUGUGUCAGACCGGAUACAGCGGAAAGUCGUGUGAGGAGUAUGACGCUUGCACGUCCAAUCCUUGUAACUAUGACGGCACCUGCAGGAAGACGGGCAAUUCGUCGUUUACGUGUGAUUGCGUCGCCGAGAAAUACGGACCCACGUGUGAAUUUAUCAACGGAUGCAAUUUAGACCUAUGCCAAAAUAAUGCCACGUGUAAGAACAUCUCAUCGGAGGGAGACAUUGAAUGCACGUGUAAUGAGGGUUUCUUUGGUUCCCUCUGCGACAGAUUCAAUCCAUGCGACUCCAGUCCAUGCCAGAGGUUUGGUAUUUGCCAGAAUCUGACCAAUAACGGGUAUAUAUGCCAUUGCCACAAUGGAUAUACCGGAAAACAAUGCCAAUAUCAGAACAAAUGCCUGGAAAACCCGUGCCAAAACCACGGGACAUGUCAUUCUCAAAAUGAUUCUUUCCACUGCGACUGCACGCACGACUUCUAUGGAGAAAGGUGUACCAAGUAUCACUUUUGUACGGCGGGAAAACUGUGUAGAAAUGGCGCCAACUGUGAUUUACUGGAUGUUGAGGCUCGCCAGGUUAAGAUCAACGGGAGUUCGGCGAACGUCACCAACUGGUACCAAUGUCGGUGUCCUGAUGGAUACACAGGUCUCCACUGUGACCAGGAGUUCAAGGCUUGCGACGGCGACCCCUGCGGACCCCGGGGUGUGUGCCAGGAGCGGGGGUCCUCCCACGUCUGCUUCUGUCUAGACGGCACCCGGCGCCUGACCUGUGUAAACGAUUACUGUUUGGCUGAGGAUACAGCGCUUGACCACACGGGUCGACAUCACUGGCCCAAAACUUUGGCCGGGGUCGAGGUGUUCCUGGACUGUCCUUAUGGUACCCGGAAAAACUCGCCAAACGCCUUCGCCACCCGGAAGUGCGAAGCAGAUUCCAGCGGGAAAUACAAAUGGCUGGCUCCCGACACAAAGGAUUGUGUUGAGUUGUCCCCAGAGGAGGCUGACUCCAGGUUGCAUGAUCUCGUGUCUUCAACAAAGGACGGUAACUCUCUCACUUCAGAAAAAGUGGCCUCCGUCACCAACGACCUCGAAAAUCUCGCCAUUUUUGCCAAUGAUAACGAGGCUAUUGCCAAGGAGAUGACGACAGUUAUAAGCAACCUCCUGGAGGCCAGAGAAUCGGUCCUUAUAGAGAGUGACAACAAAAACCACUCCAGUAAACGUUUGGUCGAGCUUCUGACGGAGUACGCAGACGCUGUUGUCACGGAGAAUACGUCAUCCAUAGCAACGGACAACAUCAACCUGCUGGUUGUCAAUAUCUCGGACAAAGGGGACCGAGACUUCACCUACAAACCCACCCUGUCGGACAACAAGACUGAGGAGACCGGUGUUACCCUUAGCGUACCAAAGGAAGUAAUGAAAACAUCCGCGAAAAACAGCAUGAAGCUACAAAUUAUCACGUACCGAACGUCCGCCUUCUUCAUACCGCAUGUACCUACGCCAGAAGAAAUAGUCCUCAAACAGCGGGUACUGUCAGCGACCGUACAAGGAGUCAGGAUAAAGAACUUGUCCAACCCCAUCCACUACAUCAUUCCUAAUAUCGAGUCGGCUGCCAAUCAUACUUGUGUUUACUGGGAACACAAUCGGUGGUCCACGGAGGGGGUAAGAACCGUGUCCACGGGAGGGAACGAGACCCACUGUUACACCAACCAUCUCACCAGCUUUGCCGUCAUGCUGGACCCCACCCCCACACAGAUGUUACCCGACAGCCACGAGAAGGCCCUGACUUACAUCUCCUACAUUGGCUGUGCCAUCUCCAUCUUUGGCCUGGCCUUUACCAUUGUUACCUACUCAAUGUUCAGAUCACUAAACAGGGAACGAUCUGGGAAAAUAUUACUUAACAUGUGCGUCUCCAUGCUGCUAAUGAAUGCGACCUUCAUUCUAAUGGCGGAGACUUCAAGGUCAGACGGCAUGGUCCUUUGCACUGUAACCGCCAUUUUAUUACACUACUUCCUGCUGACGUCAUUGAUGUGGAUGUGCACAGAAGCAGUCAACAUGUACCAAGCACUAAUCAAAGUCUUCACUACAUACUCGUCCUACUUCAUCUUAAAAAGAUGCCUCGUCGCAUGGGGUACUCCCCUGAUUGUUGUUGGAAUUACAAUGGGAAUAAACAAACUGGACAACUACCAGACCAAGACUGAUUUUUGUUUCAUCUCCCAAGCAAACGCCAUCGCUUUCUAUGCGGCCUUGUUGGGGCCAGCCUGUGUCAUCCUUGUUAUAAACACCGUGGUAUUUACUCUCGUUGCACGCGUCAUCAUGAAACCCAGAUUUAAAGGAAGCAUUGGAAAGAACGAAAAAGAGAAGGUUUCCCCCGCGCAGGUCCGGGGAGCCUUCACUGUGAUGGUCCUCCUUGGGGUCACGUGGGUGUUUGGACCAGUCGCCAUCAAUGAAUCCAAAAUUGUAUUUAACUAUUUAUUCACCAUCCUAAACUCUUUACAAGGGUUUCUCAUUUUCGUCUUCCGGUGUCUUUUAAAUACGGAAGCUCGUUCUGCUUGGGUGCUUCUGAUUAAAACCGGAACGUUCAAACGAAGGCGUGGACCAAUCGUGUCACAGCACGAGUCCUGUUCCAAGGGGGCCAAUGAAUCCCGGGGACACAUGGGAGACAGCACGGUCCACACCGGAAGAACUACCAUCAAUAACAGUAACGAGAAUCUGCACGUGACCAAGAACGGGGGGAAGCUGGAGAAUGGCCUCCAGUGGAAGCAUGGAAAAAGCGAGGGAAAGCUGGGACAUCGUAGUCCAGCUCUGGGCAACGGGAAGCGGCACAGUGACGAGUAUGAACUCAGGAAGGAGUUUGAUGACCUCACGAAACUCUGAUAGCCGAGAAAGGGAGAGCAAUGGAAUCUCGUGUCAAAUCUUGUCAUCGAUAUGUUCAAAGCUGCCAGGUAUAGGAAGAGCUGUAGGAAGAGGGGAGACGUUGAACAAUUUGUCUGAAAUUGCUAUUUAUUUAGUUUAACACAGACAUCUGUACUGCAAAACCGUUUGCUUGUACAAUCCAAACUCUCGCUCGCUCUCUAUUUCUCUGCGAGAUCUUACUUUAAUAUGCGCAAUUUUCUGAAAGAGAAUUUCGGUUCCAGUAGUGCGGGAAUUCUACGGAGAUUCUCCGUGAAGUCUGCUUUGAGUUUACAACCAUUUUGUGGUUUUGAUUUCUCAUAUUUCUUCUUUCUCAAAGUAAUUAGAAAAUUACUCGUGUGUUCUUAUUUAUUUAUUUUUUUGAGUCAACCUAUAUGAAAAUGAUUAGUACAGAUAAAUAAACCUAUAAUUCAGGUAUUGAAUAACUUUCAAACGUAUAGCUAUGUUGUGUCAGUUUAUAGUUAAUUUAUACCAUAUUUUGACAAUCACAUUUAUAUUUUUAGUAUUGGAGCUGGCAUUAUAAGUAUUUGGGUUGGAGAAUGCAGGGUGUUUUUUUUCCAAGUUUUUUG
Magallana angulata is the source of this 5715-nucleotide messenger RNA. RefSeq lists its product as uncharacterized. The transcript has 16 exons. Gene Ontology annotation, cellular component: membrane. Gene Ontology annotation, molecular function: calcium ion binding; G protein-coupled receptor activity; protein binding. Lineage: Eukaryota; Metazoa; Mollusca; Bivalvia; Ostreida; Ostreidae. Bases 350 to 5110 code for a protein of 1586 amino acids. The record is from RefSeq and is a predicted model, not a curated record. Gene Ontology annotation, biological process: G protein-coupled receptor signaling pathway; cell surface receptor signaling pathway; homophilic cell-cell adhesion.